Molecule: messenger RNA, 3134 nt
Organism: Xyrauchen texanus (razorback sucker)
Lineage: Eukaryota; Metazoa; Chordata; Actinopteri; Cypriniformes; Catostomidae
Product: smoothelin-like protein 1
Exons: 3
Coding region: 34-360 (108 amino acids)
Biological process (GO): actin cytoskeleton organization
Cellular component (GO): filamentous actin; microtubule organizing center
Molecular function (GO): protein binding
Source: RefSeq, a predicted model, not a curated record
AUGGUUCGGAAGCUGGUGGUCUGAACACCAAAAAUGUCAAACAGAUGUUACUGGACUGGUGCCGGGCCAAGACUGAACCAUAUGAGCUGGGCAAACGGUCUGGCGUUCUGUGCCCUGGUACACAGGUUCUUCCCCGAGGGCUUUGAAUACAGCACCCUCGACCCUAAUAAUCGCAGAGCUAACUUUGAGAAGGCAUUCAAGGCUGCAGAGAGACUAGCUGACUGCCCUCCACUGCUGGAUAUUGAUGACUUAAUGCGAAUGCGAGAGCCCGAUUGGAAGUGUGUGUACACGUACAUCCAGGAGUUCUACCGUUGUCUUGUAGAAAAAGGUCUUGUUAAGACUAAAACAAAGAUGCCGUGAGAAUGUACAUCUGUGCAUAUUUUCACUGACCAAAGAACUAUGGUACGUACCAUAGCACAAAUGUUAUCUGACUAACAUGACCACAUGGGAAACUACCAUGUUAUUUUUGUAUUUUUUUCCAUCUAAAUUCGAACCCAAUGUGUUGAAUUCCCAACAAGAAUUCCAUACAGCGAAUGUUUAUGCCCUGAAAAUCACCCACACUGUGCCUUUUAUGUCACAUCCCUUUGAUCUCCGGCUAGCAAGAAAAUUUUAAGUGAUAGAACUCGGAAAACACACACCGAUUUUAGCAGACAAAAAUUUUAUCUCCUGCUGACGAUUUUCUUGUGAAAUCAGUCUGCCUCAACCUGAAACCAAUUUGACCUAAGAUCAGAUAAGACAAAAGUAUUAGCCCCCUAUGAAUUAUUUAGUUAUUUUUCAAAUAAUUCCCAAGUGCUGUUUAAUGGAGCAAAGAUUUUUUUCUUAGAGUGUUUAUAAUACAAAUAGAAACAAAAUUAUAACCAAGAAUGAAAAAAUCUACAGGUCAAAAUUAUUAGCCCUCUGAUGUUAACAGUCAAUAUUGUAUCCCUUUUGCUUGAUAACAGCCUUUAGUCGUUUGUUGAAGUUCUCAACAAGUUUUAGGCAUUUCUCCUGAGAAGUCGCAGCCCAUUCCUCCGUAGCAAAUCUCUCAAGCUCCUCCAGAUUUGUUUGUCUCCUGGCAUGGACUCUAGUCUUCAGUGUGGCCCACAGAUAAUCUAGUCAAGGAUGUUCACUUUGCUCGUUUGGAGGUAGUUCUGCACCAGAAGUGAGUUACGCUUUGGGUCGUUAUCAUGCUGGAAGAAGAAAUGUCGACCCAAACAAAGUUAUGUUGCAGAUUGCCUGAGGUUGUCUUUCAAAAUCUUCUCGUAGUCUUCCUUUUUCAUGAUUCCUUCAACCCAGAUGAGAUUCCCAGUUCCAGAUGCUCUGAAACAUCCCCACAUUAUUAUACUCCCACCGCCAUGUUUCACUGUGGAAACGGUGAUCUUUGGGUUGAGCGCCUCUCCCUUCUUUCUCCAAACAUAGGCAACUCUAUGGCCAAAGAGCUCUAGUUUUGUCUCAUCUGACCAAAGGACACCUUUCCAGUAUGCAUAAUUUUUCUCUAGAUUGUCCUUGGCAAACUUCAGUCUAGCUUGGAUCUGUCUCUUCUUCAGAAGUGGAGUUUUUCUUGGUCUGCAACCUCGCAGUCCAUUCCUGUGCAGAGCUCUAGUGACUGUCUUCAUUGAGACAUCAAUCCCAGACUUGGCUAAAUCAUUCAAUAGUGUCUUGGCAGUUGUUCUUGGGUCUUUAGAAACCUCUCUCACCAGUUUUCUUACCAAGGUUUUUGAAAUCUUUCGCUUCCUGGCUCUGCCAGUCUUGUUCUCCACUGUGUGGGUCUCUUCAAACUUCUUGAUAAUAUUCUCACGGCAGUUCUUGACACCUGAAAACGCUUUGAUAAACGUGUAUAUCCUUCUGCUUUUUGAGCAUUAACAAUUAUUUUUCUCAAGUCUAAACAAAUGUAUUUUGUCUUUGCCAUUAUGACAGUUUAUAUUACUUCACUAGUUGUUUUGCAAGAUACUAAUCCUCAGUUUGAAGUGCAACUGAAAGUCUUGGUGGAUUAAUUAGGUUAAUUAGGCAAGUCAUUGGAUAACAGUGGUUGGUUCCGUAGCCAAUCAAACAGAUAGUUUCUUAAGGGGGCUAAUAAUAUUGACCUUAGCAGUUUAAAAAAAUAAAAUAAAUCAAAAUUAUUUUAUUCCAGGCAAAUUGAAAUAAACAAGGCUUUCUCCAGAGGAAAAAUACAAUAAGAAAUCCCCUUGCUCUGUUAAACAUCACUUGGAAAAUAUUUGAAAAAUAAUUGAAAUUUCAUAGGCGGGCUAAUAAUUUUGUCUUUAACUGUAUUUAUUUUAUAUUUUUAACCCCUCUCAUGUUUAAUGUACGUGCAAAUGCAAUGGAUGAGGAUUAUAACCUGUGUUUGGCACUAGGGUAUAUUUGGGGCUCUGAAAUAGUGCAUUCCUCUGAGAUUACACAUGCAUUAAUCUCUCUCUAUGCUCUGAGAUUGUGUGAAAAUAUGUGUGUGUUUAUGUCGAUGUGGCUUUUUAUGGUACUGCUACUCCCUUUUUUGAGCGCACUCCAACACAAAGACAUCAGGCUUAUAAGGGCAUAAAAUCUAAUGUGGAAUUAGGCUUAACCCAGAUUUAUCUCUUGUUUCAAAAAUAUAGACAGGGGCAGUUUAACCAUAAUAUAAAAGAUUUCAGAAAAGAAAGCAAAGUCUUAAAGCCUCUAAAAUGUCUCAUUUGUCCUUAUUGGCGUUGUCACCUAGCGUUCAAGCAUUCAGGUGCACUGAUGAUAUUUGCUGAUGGGUGAAAUAGGACAGCUUAUGGUUUCCUGUUUCCCCUCAUCUUAGCACAAGUCCAUCUUGCUAAGCAUCUGCAAGACUGAAUAAAUAGUAUUUUACCCUAUAAAUGCACUAAGAGAGCUAACGUCCAAUUAAGCUCACUCAGGGAUAGACGGGUUCACGAAGCCUGUAUGAAGCCUGUAAGUCUUGUUUCAAAUGGCCAUUGCUGAUUUUCAAAGCUUUUAAAAUGUCUUUGACCUGCUGCAUGGCUAACUAGUUAAGUGCACUCUAGAUAUGUAUUUCGAAUACAGAUAUUGAUACUCCCAUUCAAGCUAAUAAAAUGGCUGCAUUAAAUAUACAGUAUUAUUGUCUGAACUGCUUUGUAAAGAUAUUAAAUCACAGUUGCUGUCAAUUUUUAUCACUGUUUUGGUUCAAAUAAAUGAUUUUC